ACGCUUUCUCCGGGAGCAGCUUGCUUCUCAGCCUAGCCCAGCUUCACCAUGGUGGACGCCUUCGUGGGCACCUGGAAACUAGUGGACAGCAAGAAUUUCGAUGACUACAUGAAGUCACUUGGUGUAGGCUUUGCUACGAGGCAAGUGGCCAGCAUGACCAAGCCCACUACAAUCAUCGAAAAGAAUGGGGACACCAUCAUCUUAAAAACACAGAGUACCUUCAAGAACACGGAGAUCAGUUUUCAGCUGGGGAAGGAGUUUGAUGAGACUACAGCAGAUGACAGGAAGGUCAAGUCCACUGUGACGCUGGAUGGAGGAAAACUUGUCCACGUGCAGAAGUGGGACGGGCAAGAGACUACACUUGUGCGGGAGCUAAAUGAUGGGAAACUCAUCUUGACACUCACCCAUGGCAGUGUAGUGUGCACUCGCACUUACGAAAAAGAGGCAUGAUGCACCAGCACUGUCACUGACUGUUCCUCUGUCAACUGGCCACCCCUGGACUCAGCACCACAUUGCCUCAUUUUUUUCCUCUGGCAUUUUGUAUAAACCUACUUUGAGGAAUUCUUCUGGGAUCAGGUGACACCAGCCUGGAUCCCCAGUUUCCAUUGUGUAUGUAUGUGUUUCUUUUUUUUUUUUUAACUGUAUCCAAUAUGCUCUGAAGUCAAUAAAGCAGAGCAGAGGCCAUGCA
Molecule: messenger RNA, 688 nt
Organism: Ictidomys tridecemlineatus (thirteen-lined ground squirrel)
Lineage: Eukaryota; Metazoa; Chordata; Mammalia; Rodentia; Sciuridae
Source: RefSeq, a predicted model, not a curated record